This is a messenger RNA of Arctia plantaginis, 5874 nucleotides long. NCBI's taxonomy places the organism in Eukaryota, Metazoa, Arthropoda, Insecta, Lepidoptera, Erebidae. The record is from the annotation of a GenBank genome assembly.
AUGGACAUUCAGAAACAGCACUUAUGCCCGCGAUUGGUGGAUUAUUUAACUAUUGUCGGCGCCAAGCCUUAUACUUCGGGCAAGGGGCUCGCCCCUGUUCAGGCUCCAGAACUACUCCGACGCUAUCCACUAACUAAUCACGAUGACUUCCCUCUGCCAUUGGACAUGGUAUACUUCUGCCAGCCAGAGGGCUGCGUGUCUGUGGGGCCUCGUCGAGCUCCAGGACAUUCGGCUGCCCGGGAUACAACUUCAUUCGUCUUUACACUCACUGACAAGGAUUCGGGUAAGACGCGUUAUGGGAUCUGCGUUAACUUCUACCGUGCAGUGGAGCGGGCAACCGCGCCUGGGCCCCGUGAACGCAGCAUGCUGCGUCGGGAAUCCUGGCGUAAGUCUAUGGAAAAGAGCUCCGAUUCCGCUUUCUCCAGUGACUAUAGGAGCAGCAAUGUAGCACCGAGCGACUCGGAGCGUGAUUGUAGCGCAACAUUAGCGCCGCGGCUUGCCCCUGCACCGGACUCAGAAAGCGGCGGGUCUCAUUCACAUUCACCUAGUCCUAGAGCCACUAGAAAGAGACAGAGAGUACGGAAUCAUUCUUUAACGUCCCUGUGCCUAUUGUCACAUCAUCCCUUUUUCUCCACAUUCCGAGAGUGCCUAUUUAUCCUAAAGAAAUUAAUAGAUGCCUGCAAUGAGUCUUCCAGUCCACGACGCGUCGGUGCGUCCAGACAAACACUUAGGGAUACGGUAUGGUCAGUAUUAACCGGUCAAGCGUACGACAACACGCCUACGAUCGUGCUACAUGACGUCAAAGAAAUAGAAACGUGGAUACUUCGAUUGUUAUCCGCCCCAGUGCCGGUGCCUGGCAAAACUCGUCUCGAACUCGAAGUGCUAUCGCCCACGUCUCACUCACCUCUGUUAUUCGCAUUACCUGAUCACACGCGAUUCACGCUUGUUGACUUUCCGUUACACCUACCAUUGGAGCUUUUAGGUGUCGAAACGUGCCUCAAAGUACUCACCCUAAUUCUGUUAGAAAACAAAAUAGUAGUCCAAUCCCGUGACUACAACGCCUUAUCGAUGUCAGUUAUGGCUCUGGUCGCCAUGUUGUAUCCCCUAGAAUAUAUGUUCCCUGCUAUACCGCUCCUGCCAAGUUGUAUGAACUGCGCCGAACAACUGCUGCUCGCGCCUACACCUUUUCUUAUUGGAAUACCGGCAACGUUUUUUACGUAUAAAAAGAAUUUCAGAUUGCCGGACGACAUUUGGUUAGUGGACUUGGAUGCCACAAAACUUAUAUGUCCUACUGGAACUGACCAAGAUCUGCCGCCUUUACCAGAACCGGAAGGCUCUGUAUUAAAAAAUCACUUAAAACAGGCUCUGAACAGUUUGACAAGCAGCACCGCGGAGCAGGCCGCUGCACCCCUGAUGCCUUCAAGAAGAGACACCGUGGGCGGUGCAACACUUAAGGUUCAUUCGCCUUCGUACCGGGGCGGUGAUGGCGCUCAGUCCGCACCCCACAGUACACCAGAAUCUCGUCGUGUUUCUGUGCAAAGUGGCGCUGCAAGUGCAGGACACACCCCUCAGAGGCACUCUCUUGCUUCACCUCACCAGUCGCCCAUGCAAGCACAGCCGUUCAAUCCACUUAUAUAUGGCAAUGAUGUAGACUCAGUGGACGUAGCGACCAGAGUUGCAAUGGUCAGAUUUUUUAACUCUCAAAACAUACUAGCAAAUUUUAUGGAACACACAAGGACUCUCCGUUUGUACCCUCGGCCAGUUGUUGCUUUUCAAAUUAACAGUUUUCUUCGAUCUCGACCUCGAACUACGUCAUUUUUGAACAAAUUUGCGAGGACGCAGGCAGUAGAAUUCCUCGCCGAAUGGUCCCUGACACCCUGCAAUGUAGCGUUCCUACGGGUCCAAACGGGUCUCUUCGAUCCUAGACAAGUUGGUGAUAAGCCAAAGUGGUUUGCCGAUCAAUUGCAACCCAUUCGCUUUGCUGUUUGGGAUGACGGUAGUUCGUUAAACGGAGCGCUUAGACAACUACAGCGACAGGAAAACCAGCCUACAGACGAAAGUGGCUCAGAUUCGGAAGCUGCUGAAAGUACGAGCUCCUCAUAUUCAUCUCUCAGCGAUUUUGUGUCAGAAAUUGCUUCGUCGGACUUAUCGCCAGGAGGAAACCAACAGCAUGUCAUUGGAGAAACGUAUAAUGCAGUUGUGCAAGUACCAAUGACUCUAUCAUCGUCUUUAGACCCCAAAACGGUUUACAGCCCUCCUUCAUCUCUUAUGUUCGGUAACGCUGAUGAUGUGGCUGACAAGGAACAAGCCCGAGAGUCCACAUCCCCUUCACCAUCAGCGUCAAGUUCAGACCACAGUGAUCUCUCUGAGGACGAAGCACCUGGAGAAGUUGGUAAAGUUGAAGCUGCUCAUCCUGCUCCGGUUAAAAAAAGCGACACGGACAGCGGUAGUUUCGGUCGCGAAUCGGAUUCAAAUUCAACCACAACACCGAAAACUGUUGUGAGCAGACAGCGCGCAACCGCAGACAGUGCGAGCACGAGCGACUCGGACCGUGCGCUUACGCCCUCGCACCACUCCUCAUUGCCACCGCACGCAGCACAUGUUAAAAGCGCAGGUAGCGGUGUUUCUAGACAAGCCUCACAAACAUCAUUACUAGAACAAUUUGCCGCGUCAGCCAAGGAAUUGGUGCGAGAAACCACAAGGCAAAGCAGUCAAGAAGGAUUACUAGCCCACAUGGAUAAACUUACACUACAUGCUAAAAAAGCAGCCGAAGAAGCAUCAAAAAGUGUUCAGGAGGCUUCGAAGUCUGCGUUUGAAGCCAGCAAGACCGCUACAGCGGUUAGUAAGAAUACGCUAGAAGACCUUCACUACGUCGGGAAGUCUACAUUGGGAGAUUUUACGAAGAGUGCCAAAGAGGUCGCUGCGAAAAAGGGACUUUUGAAGGGUGAAAGUCAAGAUUCGUCGGGUAGCCCGCCGGCCCGUCGCGAUUCAACAGCUCUGCAGACUACCAACUUGUUGGCGGCCACUCAUCGAGACUUCUUUUCUAAUAUCAGUUCUGACCUCAACGGUUUAGCAGCCUCCACUUCUAGUAUGUUUAGCGACUUUUUUGGCAAUAAGGGCAAGCAACCCAAGCCAGCGGAAUCACCUCGCGGGUCUGUGCCAUGCGUGGGUAGCGGCGGAGGUGGAGGCGCAGGCGGCGCUGCGCUUUCGGCCUCGUUCGGUCCGUUCUCGCAAGGCGCCCGCGGCCUGGUGGCGCGCUCGCCGCUUAUACGCCACGCGCCUCCACAGCCUCCCCCACAUCCCGCACACGCCCGCCCAAACGCCAACACUGAGAACCAAGCUUUCCUCAAUGAUUUAGUACAACACGUAUUAGAAGGCGAGGGAGUCGGAUGGUUGAAAUUAAACCGUCUAAAGAAAUUGAUGGAAGACGAAUCUUACAGAAACAUGGUGCUCAGUAAAUUAAACAGAAACUUUAACAGAAAAACUACACCGAAUGACAAAGUGGAUGAUGUGUUUGUUAGUAAACCAGUGUGGAAAGGCAUGCUGAAAGUCCUUCAAGCCGUUGUCCAUGGUCUCGAACAUACCUACUCCAACUUUGGUUUGGGUGGCAUGGCUUCAGUGUUCCAGUUGGCAGAGAUGGCUCAUACGCACUAUUGGAGUAAGGAGAUUGCAGGUUUAGAACAUGGCGGAAUGGCUGGAUCUGCACUCAUGGACCAUUAUGGUAGACAGGACCUAGAAACUCCGUCUUCUUCACCUUCAUCGAGAAAGAGUUCUCAGUCAGAUUUACCAGUAGUAAACUAUCCAGAAAUGGAUUCCUCUGAAGCACAGAGCACUACAGAAAUGUUUAAAGAUAUGUUGAACCAAAAGAGGAAUUUACUUUUUAGUAAAUUAACCUCUUUCGAAUCAGAUGCGGCGCCCUCGUCGGACUGCUCGGCCGACGAGAGCGGUUCGAUCACCACCAACCGAGCCAAUAUCUACGACCACCGCGCCUCCUUUAAGUCCAACCUAUCUGAUACUGACGUCAUGUUCCUCAAUGUGGGUCGUAGCGGUCCCGCUCCGGGCAAACCGCGAGCAGCGAGCGUCUUCUCGUCCAAGUCAUCACUGAGUGGAUACCGGCCGCCUGUUGGAAUACCCGUUACUUCACCCAUUACUUCGCCCGAUACAACCAGGACAUACCUCUAUCAGGGCCUUAUUGGUAAAGAAAGAUCAAAUUUAUGGGACCAAAUGCAGUUUUGGGAAGAUGCAUUCUUGGAUGCUGUUAGUCAAGAGCGGGAUAUGAUUGGAAUGGACCAGGGUGCGAAUGAAAUGAUGGAGAGAUACAAAUGUCUGAGCGAGACAGAACGAAAGCGGCUGGAACACGAGGAGGAUCGCUUGUUAUCAACAGCUUUAUACAAUUUGACGGCUGCAAUGGUAGUGUUUGGGGUGGAAGCUGAUAUUGUCCGCAACAAAGUAAGACGGUUACUCGCUAAAAGUCAUAUUGGGCUUGUGUACAGUCAAGAAGUAAACCAUCUUCUCGAUGUAGUACACACUUUGCAUGGCAACGAUAUUGAACUGAAACCUUUGGGAUCGCGGUUACUGCGUCGUGCAUCUUUCACAGUGCACGAGGGUGACGCGGCCGGCGACCUGCGCUUCAUGGAAGUUCGUGACGAUGGACUCAUCCUGCGGUCCACGCAAGGUACAAUUGUGGAACGAUGGUGGUACGAGCGGUUGGUCAACAUGACAUACAGUCCAAAGAUAAGAGUCUUGUGCCUUUGGAGGAAGAAUGGAGGCCAAACACAACUGCAUAAAUACUACACGAAAAAGUGCAAAGCGCUGUACUACUGUAUAAAGGAAGCGAUGGAGAAAAGCGGGCGUCGGCAGGAUGCGGCUGAGCUCGGCGGGGAGUUCCCCAUACAAGACUGUUCUACCGGGGAAGGCGGUCUUAUUCAGGUGUGCAUGGAAGGCGUCGGACUUCUGUUUCACCAUAGCAAGUUUUUCGUGCGACUGGACCACAUAAGGAAGUGUUUCACGCAGAAUGGCGGUAUCUUCGUUUUAGAAGAAUUUAACCCAAAAACGAGACAAAUCAUACAAAGGAAAUACAAAUCUGUAAUGGCAGAGAAGGCGGAUCAAAUUUGCUACGCGGUGCUGUGCGUAUUUUCAUAUUUCGCGGCAGGACAGGAGCAAAAGAAAGCUAUUCUGGAGCAGGCGGCUCGAGUUCCUCCAGCUCCUGGAGAUGCGUUAAUUCCACCCGCCACACCGUCACCGCGAGCUUCUCCCAUCUCGCCCUUAACUGACAAUCAGCGCAAGAAAACAAGCCCUAUGGUUGAAAAGCGAUCCCCGAAGAGUCGAAAACAGGAGACUAAGCCUCCGCCUAGCAGACUUGAGGGGGGCGAUGCCAGGGAGUCGGCCGAACGGCGCGCUCCGGUUAUUGGUGUACUGAGCGGACCACCACCCGAACGACCGAGCGAGCGACCGCAACGUGCUGACAGUUUGCCCCCGCGUCGUCCCCCACCCCCUGCACUGCCUCCCACUGCAGCUCCCACCAUGGCGCAACACCAGCGACUCGCGCGUGCGCAUUCGCACACAGCACCCGCUCGACCACCCGACCCACCCGUUAUUCCACCUCGAGUUGGAGCAUCGGGUGCGGUCGCGGGGACGGUGGCAGGAGCGCGGGCACCUGGUCCACCACCCGCUCUCCCGCCGCGCCAGCAAUCCGCUGCGGCCGACGUGGGUGGGUCCCCCAGAGGCGCGGGGCGGCGUGCGGCGCCGCAGCGCCAAGGCUCGGUGGGUGCACCGUUCGCGUCGAGCAACCCUUUCACGACGCCACGUCACACUGAGUUCGUCAUCCCGCAGCGCAACAACGUCCGCCGUUCCUCCACCACCGACAGAAACUAG